Molecule: messenger RNA, 6347 nt
Organism: Astyanax mexicanus (Mexican tetra)
Lineage: Eukaryota; Metazoa; Chordata; Actinopteri; Characiformes; Acestrorhamphidae
Gene: tbc1d12b
Product: TBC1 domain family, member 12b
Exons: 16
Coding region: 286-2571 (761 amino acids)
Source: RefSeq, a predicted model, not a curated record
UUUCCAUCAAAAAGCCGUAAAGACGUCAUCGGCUCUUUAAGAUGGCCGCGGAUGAGAGCUGUGGAGACGGGAGCUGCUGAUCCGCCGAAGGGACAAAUGUUUAUAAUCAACGCUGAUUAGUCGAUUAUAUCGACUAAACGUUGUACCCCUAGCAACGACAGCAGCGACAACAAAGACAACAACAGCUAAAGAUGCAGGUUGACCACCUGUGCACACAAUUGUUCCCGGUCUCUGCAGUCCAGUAACUAAGAUGUAACUACCCUUGUUGACUCACAAGGAGGGCUGAUGGUGGAAUCGGCAGCUGGAAGCCGGGGUGCAGAGGAAGGGAAAUCCCCCUAUGCUGCUCAUGGUCCUGGUAAACAAGAGGAAAUGGAUGGACCAGACCCUCAGGCUGCAGUUCUGCACGGCCAGAAAGAGCAAGAUUGCCUGACAGAAAGGGAGAUUAGACAAUCCAGUAGAGGAGAACAGUGUGAUGUGGCUUUUGCACAGUCAGGGGAUGAACUGCAGCCGCAGCAGAAACAACUCAGUCUCCAUCACAAUGGUAAUAUGGGAUACAUCCUUUCUACAGUGUCCCCGUGUGAAGCGUGCGACCAAUCUAACUCUGCUGGAUGCUGCUCUUCAGACAGAGAUGGCAAAGUAGUAGCUAAUGGUGAGCUACAGGUAGAUUCUGAUGGAUUACCAGCACCAUCAACUAGCUCUGUCUCAUCUUCCUCAAAAUCUCAGUCGCAUCACACCGACCAACACAAUGACAGAGAUGAGCCCAGCAAUGCUGGCUCUGAGUGCACUUCCAGUAGGACACUAUCCAGCACCCUUCUACAGGAAGUUCAGGAAGUUAACAAUGAAGGCCAGGAUUCAGAAGAAACCUCUGAGGCAGGUCCAGAAUCCAGGCUUUACUCUCUCCGGACUUUCUCUCAGAGCGAUUUGCUCACUGAACCCACUCCACUAAGCCCUGAGGACACAGACUCCUGUCCUCUUCCAGAUGGACAACAACAACACGACAGCUUGACAUUCAUGAAUGUGAGUCUGAACUCUAGAAACACGUAUGAAAUCAACAGACGCCAGAGUGCUCCAGACAACAUCCCUGGAGGCCUGAGUGUUGCUGCUUCAGAUGCUGCUCUGAGGCAGAAGAAACAUGGCAUCUCUGAAAUCUUCGGCAGGGGCUUGUUCUCCAGGAGGCAGAGGGAGGUCCAGAGUGCACCUGGCUGGAAGCUUUUUGGAAAGGUACCACUGAGAGAAAGCCCACCAAAAGACUCCAAGACUAUUCAGCAGGAAAAUAACCCAGGCAAUCUCACAUCUGUGUCAACACCCAAUCUCUUAAGUGCAGGGGAAUAUGAAGCCAAGGCGAGUAAAGGAGGCAGUAGCCCAUCCCAGUCUGCUCAGGGACGACGCAAGAACCUGGAGUUUGAACCUUUGUCCACCACAGCGCUCAUACUAGAGGAUCGACCAGCGAACCUUCCUGCUAAGUCUGAGGAGGAAGCUCAGCGCCAUCGGCAGGAAUACGAUGAGAUGGUGGCUGAGGCCAAAAAGAGAGAAAUGAAGGAGGCCCAGAAGAAGAAGCAGCAGAUGAAGGAUCGAUUCAGGCAGGAGGAGAGCAUCGCCAAUGCUAUGGUGGUCUGGAACUCCGAGAUUUUGCCCAAUUGGGAAAGCAUGCGUGGAACACGCAGGGUUAGAGAUUUAUGGUGGCAGGGCCUUCCACCCAACGUUCGAGGCAAAGUGUGGAGUCUGGCCAUAGGGAAUGAGCUUAACAUCACUUCAGACCUUUAUGAGAUCUUUUUGUCCCGGGCCAAAGAGCGCUGGAGGACCUUCAGUGAGAUGAGCUGUGAGGUGGAGUCUGAAGACAAUGGAGCAUCGCAGGCAGACCGUGAAUCCAGCCUGGAUCUGAUCAAACUGGACAUUUCCCGCACCUUCCCUUCACUCUUCAUCUUCCAAAAGGGCGGACCUUACCAUGACCUCCUCCACAGUGUGCUCGGAGCUUACACUUGUUACCGGCCCGAUGUGGGAUAUGUGCAGGGAAUGUCCUUCAUUGCUGCCGUGUUGAUCUUGAACCUGGAAGAGGCUGAUGCGUUUAUUGCCUUCGCUAACCUCCUGAACAAGCCAUGCCAGAUGGCUUUCUUCAGGGUGGACCAUGAACUGAUGCUGAAGUACUUUGCAGCUUUUGAGGUGUUCUUUGAAGAAAAUCUCCCGAAGUUGUUCAGUCACUUCCAAAGCUCCAAUCUCACCCCAGAUCUCUAUCUGAUCGACUGGAUCUUCACUCUCUACAGUAAGUCCCUACCGCUGGAUGUGGCGUGCCGUGUGUGGGACGUGUUCUGUCGUGAUGGAGAGGAGUUCCUCUUCCGGACGGGCCUCGGGAUUCUGCGCCUGUAUGAAGAGGUUCUGCUGGGGAUGGACUUCAUCCACAUUGCUCAGUUCCUCACUCGCCUGCCUGACGACGUCUCAGCGGACCGUCUGUUCAGCUGCAUCGCCUGCACGCAGAUGACCAGCAGUAACCGCAAGUGGACCCAGGUAUUUAGUUCACUCAUGAAGGACAAAGAGAUGGACAAAAGCAGCAACUCAUCCCCAAAAAACUCCUGACGUACCCAGCCUAACGCUGAUCUUUUUUUUUUUUAAUACUGAAUCCACUUUAAAAAAAUAAUAUGGCCUUUUAAAAGAGUAAGUUAAACCUUGAAGGCUUUAAAUGUAAUAAAAUUAAAUGUACCAGGACUGAGAUCAUGAUGGGAGGUAUGAAACAUUUGUGGGUGAGUUAAAUACUGAUUGCUUCAUAUAAACUAUUUAAAGAGAUUAUUUCUAAUUAUCAUUUAAACACCAGAAAAUGAAAAAAAAAAAAAAACACAAAAUGUAAACUAGUAUCUCUUGGAUUUUACACAGAACCAGAAAUGUGUAGAAAUGUAAUAUACUGACUAUAUACUUUCACCCACAUGAGAAGGUUAAAACCUCAGUUGCAGUUGUUGGUUAAACUGGGAAUUUAAUUGAUUGAUUGUCAAAAAUGGAAUUUCUAAUGUCAUACGCAGUGACGUGUAUUUUUCUUUGUUGUUGAUUUAUUUAUUUUUUAACAUAUAUUAGAUUAGAUUUUAAUAUGUGAAGUUAAUUUGAGCAGUUGUAUAGAGUGGUUUGGCGGACCUAGGUCUUUUGGGCACGAAUCAGAAUACUGCCCUGAAAUGUGGACAGCUGCUUUAAGGACUGCAGUAAAGCCUGUUUUCUCUGGAACAGUUUUGCCAGUAUUAUGUAGGUCAAAGGAAGCGUGUGAUUAGGGCAUAGGAGUUGCUGUACAAAUUCUCCAGUGUUUUCCAACCAGCUCUCUGCCUCAGCUGUACUGUAUGGUUGAUUGGCAUGGACCAAUUUUUUUUAAUGCUCUAUCAAUCGAAGGUUUUAGAACACCCUUAGCUCUUUAGCUUAACAUUGGACUUAGACUUAGUUUCAGCAGUGAAGAGAAGAAUUAGAGGUCUGAAAAGUGAAGUGCAGCAAUACAGUCUUUGCAACAUGAUAAAAUAAUAAAGCAGUUUGUCUGGGUCACACAGCACUGCUUCAGGACAACUAAAAAGAGGGGUGUUCUAAAACUUUGACUGGUAGUGAAUAUGGAAUACAUAAAAAUGUGUGUCAGCUGUUGAUGCAUAGAGAUAGGUAAAGGUCAGUGUAUCGCUUAUCAGUAUAAUCUUUUGACCAUUUGAGUCUAAAUUUAAAAACACAAAACUUGGUGUAAAAAAAAUUGCUAAAAUAGUAAGAAGAAGAAACAGGUUGUCAUUAUUUUUUUGUUUUUUUGUUUACUCCAUUUUCAGAUUUUGUAACAAAAGUAGGUUAAAUUCAGAAAAAAUAUUAUUUUUUUCCUGAAUUUCAAAACAUUAGGGCAGAAAUAAAAACUUGAAGCUUAUAAAAAUAAAUGAAAGUCUAUUUCCUACUUAUUAUAUUAAAUGGAACAAUUAAAUAAUAAAUAAUUACAUUUCUAUUUUUUUAAAUAUCUGCCUUUAAUAUUUUUUUUAUGUUUCUAGAUUCUGUAACAAAAGUAGGUUAAAUUAUAAAAUCAAAUGAGAAAAAAAUCAAAUGAGUUUUUUCCCUUUAUUGUCAAGUUUAACAUCAAAUGGUCACACUUUACACUGACCGGUAAACACUGCAAGAUCAAUUCCAAAAAUAACUUUUAUUUUGGAAUGUUCUCAUACAAGUUGCAUAAAAAAACCAUUAUUCUUUCCACCAGCGUUGUAACGUACUGUAUAAAUGACCAGCAGUUUUUUUUUUUCUGAGAUUUGCUGUUUGAUAAAGGAUUCCUCAGAAAUCAUGCUGUUUCAGCAACUAGUACAACAUUGUACCCAAUGGCAAUAUCAGCUAAUAUCGGCUGCUUUCUUCUUCUUCUUCUUUUUCUAACAUAUAUUUAGUACAUUUGUCUAUAAUGUACUUGAAGCUGUGAUCGACAUGAAGGAUAUUGGUUCUUAACUUACAGAUUCUUAACAGUGAGAUUCAGGGAAAAGGACAAAAAGACUUUUCAUAUGACAGAGGUUUUAUUUAUACUUGUUUUUAUGUUGUUUUUUUUGUUUCUUUGGAACAGGUCAUCCAUGAUGUGCAAUUAAGUGAAAACUUAUAAUAAUCAUAGUAAUCACACCAUUCUGAAAGUAUAUUGAUUAUGUACAGGAUUUCUGCCCAUUCCAGGGUCUACUUAAAACAAUAUUUCAGUGUCUUCUAUUCCUAAUGCGUAUCUGUAUAAUACAGUUUAUUCUUGCUGCCAGGAGCUGCAUUCCAAAGCCUAGGCUGCAGUGGAGAAAGGGUGGCUCCUCUGUAGGACUUUUAAUUCUCCUUGUAAGGCUGUUUUCAGUUUGAAUCAGUUGAUAAGUUUGUUAACUUGGAGUAUUUUCCACCUUGGUUUGGUUUGAUUUUGUUUCACACAAGGAAAAUCACAAAAACAAGGAAAAUCACAAAUGCAAAAAAAUGCGUCACAGUUGUGGGUAACAGUGUCACAGUUGUGGGUAACCAAAUCCCUGAGGACAGAUCAGUUGUGUUUUGUAAAUCACAGCCUCUUUUGAGCUGAUCCUCCACUGCAGCAUAGGUUUUAACACAGCAGAUAAAUGAGACACUUUUCUCUGUAUGUGGGUAAAAAAAGCAAGCAACUGCUUUUCUGUUCUUUUCUGUGGGAAUAAAGUGUACGAUGCAGAUGAGGAAAACAGAGAUUAGACUGAUAUAGAAAAUCGCUGCACUGAAAAAGUAAUGCAUUGGAUUUAUUUGAUUUGACUGUACUUUUUCCAAACUGGUUAUAGCUCCAAUGUUUAAUUACAAUUAAGGGUCUUGUUCAGUUGAUUAUGAAAGGAAUGCCCUUCCAUUUUAAAAGCUAUACAAUGUCAAUUCUGUUGAUUAUUUAAAUUAUUCCUGAUCAUGUUAACUUUUUUUUUUUUUUAGUUAUUGUAACAUAAAUUGUGAUAAUAAGGAUAAAGCAACAUGUUGAAUCUUUUAUGAUGAUCAUAUAAAUAAUAAUUAAAUUAAGUGUGGAUUUAACUCAAAUUGUCUAUGAAAAAAUAUUGAUUAUUAAAUAUACACAUUCCAAAUCAUUAUUGUAAAUAAGAACGUGUUCUUAAUGACCUGCCUGGUUAAACUAAGGGUUAAAUAUGAAGUAAAUAAAAAAUAAUAUAAUGUAUCUAUUUAUUAAUUGCAAAACUUCAUCUUUUAAUUGUAUCUAUGGUGCUAUACAUAUGCAUUUAUAGUUCUAUAAUCAAGACACUAAACUAGAAAAACUGCAGUAAUAGAGAUUAUGUUUGGCCCCAUCUUUUCCUCAGGAGAGAAAUUAAAGAGGAAGACCCGUUAUCUAAUCCAGAGGAGGUUCUUCCCUCAUGUUACACUUUUACAUCAGUGCAGGUAUAGUCAGAGACUGAACUGCUGAACUGUUGUAGUAUUGAAAUCUGUGGUUUAUUGUUGAAAUUCAGUGCAUUCUUUUUUUAUGUGUUAUGAUGAAUUUAGAAUUUUUUAUUUGGAUACACUGCAAAUCUACUUUUUCAAACAUGGUUAAGAACACUACUACAGCUGAAUUGGUUUUAAAGUGAUUUCUCUGGUGUAACUCUGGUGUGUUACAGUGAAAUUAUGUUGUAUCAUAUGUAUGGUUGUGUUUUUGCUUUAAUAUUUGACCAAAUACAAAAACCCGUGUUUCUGUGAGUUUAACUCUGAGAUAUUGAACUCUCUCUGUUCUGAACUGCAUCUGUAUCUGUAAUGAGUCGUUGUGAAAAAGCAGGCCUGUGUACUGAAACUCAACUUUUUUUACUCACUCCAUCACUUUUAUUGUACAGUUUUCAUACUGGACGAUAAGAAGAAAUUGUAAAUAUUUGAUGAAAUACCACUAAUGUAGAGCAUAUGUAAAUAAAUUGGAGAAUGGAAACGUG